Messenger RNA from Cinara cedri, 9144 nucleotides. NCBI's taxonomy places the organism in Eukaryota, Metazoa, Arthropoda, Insecta, Hemiptera, Aphididae. The record is from the annotation of a GenBank genome assembly.
CCCGUCGCUACCUAACCGUGAUUACUACCACUACAACCAUUGUAAAAACCGUGGACCUAGCCGCAUUUCGACUAUUGUGCCUUUAGUACAAUCGUUACAAUAUUAUCCAAGUGAUGAAUAUAAUUUUUGUCAAGUUGGCGUACCGCAAGUGUCCAAUUUACAACACCAGUUAUGUCCAAUAGAGCUUCACUCCUCCACUACCUAACAGUGUUUACUAUUACUUCUGCCAUUGUAAAAACCGUAGACCUAGCCGCAUUUCGAGUAUUGUGCCUUUAGUACAGUUGUUACAAUGACCUCUCAACUAAUCAAUAACUAUUCAUUUGGCGUCUACAAGUGAGCUGCUCGAUUUUCUGGAUAGCUUAUUUUGCUUUUAAGUUUUUCCUUUCAUAUUCACUGCACGUACAUUUAUUGACGGUUGUUGGCGUUUAACGAUUCAAAGGUAUGUUUGUAAAUUGCUUUUGUUGUAUUACAUAAUGUACCUAGAUAUAAAAAUUAAAUCCACUUGCGGAUAGUACCUAGGUACUUAAUAUACUUACAAUUUUCCAAAUUGAAUUUUAUGUUAUUAUUUUCCAUAGUUCUAGUUCAGCAAGACUUUUUUUUUCAAAAUGUGUGUUUUCAUGUACAAUAAACAGGACCGUGCCAAGGGGAAGCAAUGACUGUAUUAUUAUGAUUUAAUGACUUCUGUGUAUUCAUAUCAGUUUUUAGACGGGUUUGCCCCUGUUGUAGGUGGGUAGUUGGAAAAAUAGGAUACAUGGAGAUAUUGUAGCUGUGUCCACUUUUGAUAAAUUUUCUGGAAAAAAAACAAAUGCACUGUACACUACUACACUCAGAAUAUAAAACAAACAAGUUUUUUUUUACUGUCAGACUAGUGUAGGUAUUUUUUUUUUAGUUAUUACUUAGUUUGAUAUAUUUUCAUCUGGAUAAUAUCAUUGGAGAUCAUUUGGAACAUACUUAGCCGCUAACUGCUAUAUAUCAUUAUAUUUAUCUUGCAUUAAUUUGAUUGGUUCAUUUCACAAUGCAUGUAUGUAUAGUACUAUGGUUUAACAGUAGUUUUUGACCAAUUUUUUCCAGAUUAAAUUGUUCUUUAAUAGUUAUAUUAUUGCAGUAUAUACCAUUAUUUUUGUAUUCAACAAACCCAUAUAACAGUAUUGACAAUUAUACCAUAUUUUUGUUAGUAAUAAUUUAAGAUUAUGAAAAGGAACAAAGAAGCUUAUGGUUUUCCAAAGAUGUUUAUUUAUUAUUUUUAUGUGAUUACUUUUUCUACCAGAAAAUAUAACAAAAAAGUACUCCGAUGUAUACGAUGUAGACCAUUUUCUGAAAGAAAAUUUAUUUGGGGUGGUACUUGGUUAAAGAAGUCAUUGUUCGAUUUUCCAGCAAAUGGGAAAAUCGGUACAAUAUUAAACAAAUAUUAUUAAAGAAAAUAUAUAAUACCUAUUUAAUUAUUGUACAAUAAUAUGAUAUAUAUAUUAUUGACAAACCAUCACUACCAACUGAACUCAGAAUCGUUUUUUCGUUAGCAAUGGUUUAUUGUUGCUUACAGAUAUAUAUUUAAUUCUCUUCUGUAUCCUAAUCUAACUUUCUCAAUUUCCCAUCUAAAACAAUAACUACAUCCAUCCCCAUUAUCCUAGGACAGCUUUUUUAAAUUAACCUAACUUAUUAAUUAAAGUUAAGUUUUGUUAAUGUUAUAUUUUAAUUUAAUUGAAAAAAAAAUAUUUAACUUAACUUAAUUAAGUUAAAAAAUAUUAUAUACCUGCCCAGCAUUUCUUCUAGGUAUAUAUUUUAUAAAAGUUAUAAUUUUUUUUUUUUUUUUACUGGAAAAUUUACAAUAUGUAUUAACAAACACAAUGAAUAAAUGUGGUAACAUGUGUAACAAAACAAUAUAAAUAUAAAUAACAGAAUGGCAUGAUAAUGUCCACCACCCAAUGAUAUAACCCUUCAGAGUUAAACUAAAGAUAGGUUAUUGAUUUUGUUUUUUUUUUUUUUUGUUUUAUUAUAACAUAAAAAAUCUUGACACCAGUGCCUUUUGAGACGACAAGGGGGGUUGUCAGGUAGUGUAAGUGAGGAUAGGUGGGAUAGAAUAGAAUUUUGGUGUUGCUGUAAUUUUUUGUGAAAUUUGGAACACACGACUGCUUAAGUUUUGAACUUGGCAAUCCCAUUGAAAGUGCUUUUUACUUUGAAAUCACCACCGAUAAAAAGAGAGAACUCAAAAGUUGCUCUGUCUGUUAAAAAGAUAUCCCCGGUCUUGGGGGGGCAGUAAACUGAAAGUUAUAAUUUAAAAAUCUUAAGAUUUCAUGGUGGCUUACUUUUUGCAGUACUUUCAUCAUGAAAUAGUAGAAUUUGACUGCUUUUUUUCUUUUCAGAUGCAUACAAAGAUUAUAAAUGACACAGAAUCCACAUCCGGUUCUGAAGACAUGGACCAUGAAGAUACUGAAACCGAUCAAGAUUCCGAUUAUGAAGAAUUUGGUCAACAUGAAGAUGAUGACUUGCCGCCUCCAGAUAUUUUAUCUGUUAAAGAAAUACCUAACUGUUUGAAGAAAGUCGAAAAGAUCAUUGGGACAGCAACUGAUGAAAAUGGAGAACGCUUGUUUUUGAUAAAAUGGAAAAACAUUAUGGAACCAGAACUCCUUCCGGCUGCAGAGGCUAAUGUACGUUGCACUGUAGAAGUCAUCCAAUUCUACGAAAAUAGAAUUGUUUGGCCUGCCACUACAUAAUGCGAGAAUAGUAAUAAUUACAUUACAAUUUUGUAAUUUUUUGCUUAGCCAAAAUAAACUAUAGUAAAAAACAAAAAAAUAUUUUGCCUUAUGAUAAUAUUAUUACUAUUAUAUUAUUUUUAUUUCCUAAUGUCUGAAAUAACUUUAUCAUUAUGUAUUGUAUGGUAACAUAAAAUAACAAUAACAUAAAAAGUGAGCACGAUAGGUAUGUAAAUUUUCUGAUCUCUAAAUUUAUCUGAUUUCACUAAUGGAUGUCAUAAAUAUAAUAAGUUUAAAAAUAACAACCUAAAUCUUCAGUCUUAAGCCCGAUUUACACUUGUCAGACACAGUAGGUACACAGUAGGUAGACACCUACAGACACUGUUCCGCAAAAUAUUUUAAUAUGUGUUUAAAUAUAGGUAAUUUACAUUUGAACAUUCUGUUCCAUUCAUACAUCCGACAUUCGCGAGAAUGUUUUGUUUGAAUGGGUCGAACACAUCUGACUGAUAAGUGUGAAUGAACAACAGACAAAUUUUAUCUGUCUGCUGUCAUUCAAUGGCACACCAUUCGGUAUACACCAUCAUAUUUCCUACUAUUUAUUUAAAUUUUUAAAUUAAAUUAAUAUUUCCAUGGACUUACAGUUAUUAAUUGAACUUGAUACAGGACGAGAAUACCUCUAUGCAGUAACCAUGUGUAUAAAGAAUCUUGCUGGAAUGAAGUUUCAAAAUCUAUAGGCAUGCCUGGUAAUAUUAACUAAUUGUUGUUAUUAUUAUUACUAGAGCAAUAGCAAUCAUUGAAAAAUCACAGUUCGUAAAUUGUUUAAACAUAUUUCAAAUGGUACAAGGUAAAGUUGUUGAAAAUGAAAGGAUGUUGGAUGGAAAGUGUGAGUACAGUAUGUCUGUGUUAGAAUGUAUGGUGUAUGUUAGUGUUUGAUAAGUGUGAAUCGAGCUUUAUAGUUAAAUAAUUAUUAUUGACUUAGUUCUAUUUGGUACAUAUUUAAAAUAAAUCAAAUUAUUUCUUCACAGUAAUCUGAAGAGCUUAAACAUAUUAAAUAGUAUUUGUGUAAGCAAAACUCACAUUUUAACCAGUUUAAGAACUAGUUAUAAUAUUAUUUGAUUUCAGUUAUAUCUAAAAUUUUAAGUUUAUGUUGCAAUGUUGAUUUAGAUACAUUGAACUUACCAUAGUCCAUCAUUAAAAACUGCAUUUAAACUGCCUACCAAAUUAAAAUGAAAAAAAGUCUCUGUAUUUCUGAUUGUACUAGUGAAGAGAUGUUGCUAAUUUAUUUCUUUUGGUGUUUAUUUUAAUUUUUACCAGCAAAUAGCAAACAAUACAAAAACGAUAUGAAUUAUGAUGAAAACAAAAUAAUAAAUUACAUCAACUAAUUUUAAGGUACACUGAGUUAUGUAACUAAUUUAGUUAUUUGUGGGUUGUGAUCAACCUUUCAAUAUUUUUUAAAUUAAACUAUAAUCAAUAAAUCUUAAAUUAAAUAAUAUAAAAAUAAAUUUUUAUAAAAAAAAUAAAAAAAGAUUCCCUUUUAAAGCUAUAACAAUUUGUAAUAUGUUUAACCAAAGAUUAGUUUUUGAUUUAUUUAUUAAUUUAUUUUAUAAUUCAACCUUUUGUUUUUCUAAUUUAAAGAUUAACAUUUUUUAUCUGAGUGCACACAGGUGCAAAGUGUUAAUUAAUUAAAUUAAUUUAUCUUAAUCAAAUUGUGACUGCCGUCCAACGACUCCAGGAUCACGUGAGAAUAUCUAUGAGUAUACACCCUAGCGUUCCAACACCGCGGGCAGGUAAAAUAAUUAUAUUUUUUCUUUAUUUAUUGAUCUCGUCACCGUUCUCGGAUUCACGACUCCGAAUCUCCUUCAAACAUCGAAAGGAAGGUAGUAAUAUAAUUAGUAGACUGAACUUUUAUUAUGAUUAAAGAUAAAUCAUUCUUUGUAGUACCAAAAACUAGUUCAAUUAUUUUAUAUUUAUAGGUACAUUUUUAUACCAACUCCUCUGUUUUAUUCUUUGUAGGUAUUUCUAUAUAAUAUCCUAUUAUUUUAAAUACUUUUGUCUUCCAUUACUAUGUAUAGUGUCACAAUAGUCUACUAUCAGACACACCCUAACUUUUUAUUUCUCCGUUUUGAUUUUCCCAUUUUUUGUAUUACUACAUAUUUCAGUUCAAUCUGAAAUAGAUCAAUAAAAAUAAAUAAUUAAAUAAAAACACUUCAUUGUAAAAACAAUACCAUCUUAGUGAAUUUAUGAAUUUAAAAUAAAAAUAAAACAAAUGCAUUUUUUGUUGUUAUUAGUUUCUGAGUGUAGCGAGGGAACCAUUGGUUUUACAAUGCUGUUUAUAUCUUUGUUCUAGUCUGUGGACACGUUUUUUCCUAGUAAACUUGAUUUUGAAACUCCGAUUUUUACGUGUAACAACUUUUAUGAAAUCUCACGUUGUCUAGAUUGAACAUUAAGUAGGGUAUUUUUUUGAUUUUCGAUUUUUAAAUAAAAGCACUUAAUGGGGAAAAAAAGUAGGAAAACGUACANAUUUAAUUUCUUACGGUAACAUGGCCAAAAUGUUUCAACCACUUUUGAGCUUUUAAGAAAUUUUAAUUUUUGGGAGUUAGAGGCUUGAAAUGUGGUAAUAAUACUUAUAUUAGAUUUACCUAGGCGCGGUAAAAUUUCCAAAAUCACCGGACGAGUAUUUUUUUUUAAUAAGCGUUUUAAAAUCAAUUUUAAACGAAAAUCGCAAAAAAUAUGUAUUACCGAACUGCACUCGGAAUAGUUUUUCGUAAAGAAAUAGUUUAUCGUUGCUUACAGAUAUAAAUUAAAUAAUCUUAUGUAUUCUACCUUCCCAACUUCUCACUUACAACAGCGUCUGAUCCCAUCCCUAGUAUCAGAUUUUUUUUUUAUAUUUUCAUACUUUUAUAAUAAUUUUUUAAAUUAAACUCAAGUUAAAUUAUUAUUAUAAUAAAUAAUACUUACCUAACCUAUCCAUAUCGUGGCUUUGAAUUUAAUUUUAUAUUGCGAUUGCUUUAACAGUAAAGAUCAAUUACUUACAAGCAUAUAUGGAGCAAUUCAUCGAUGCUAUAGCAGUACUAAAAUAUCACUGCUAUAGCGGUAAUAAAAAAGAGAUUUUCUGAGGUAAACACAUGAAUAAUAUAAAAAGUGAUGUGUUCGUGAACGUGUUAAAAUUUUUCUUUAUUUGAAUUUGUGAUACUCAUAAAAAAUUAAUUGUCAAAUCUAGGCAUGGAAUCUACAUAAGUCUUUACUAAUAAUAUUUUACAUGGGCAAAAUAAAUAAAUUAAAAGUAAUUAUAAAUCAUACUUGUAGUUUUGAGUGAAUAUCUCUGUUGGUAUAUCAUUUAGCAUGUAUUUGUUCUAAUUGUUUUUAGACAAGUAAUCAAUUUCUAUAAAGUUAUGAUUUAGUUUUCUGGUCGUAACAGAUGAGUCGUUCUAGCAUAUUUUACAUCUACAUAUUAUUAUACUAAUAAUGAGGACGAGUGCAGCCACUGUUGUAGUUGAGUAGUGGGGAAGAUGGUAUAGAUAAAGUUAUUUAAUCUUUACCUGUAACCAACGAAAAACCAUUGCUAACUAUUCUGAGCGGAAUUCAGUUGAUAUUAAUGCUUUAUUAACAAAAUAUAUGUUAUAUCAUUGUAAAAAAAUAAAAUAGGCUUUAUAUAUUUUUUUGAAUAAUAUUUGUUUAAUUUACCGAUUUUCCAAUGUGUUUUCUUGGUUUUCCCAUGUUUUUUACCCGGUUUUCUUAUGUUUUUCCCGGUUUUUCUCAUUUGCUUAGAUAUUUCUUGGGAAAAUCAAAAAAAUACUUCCCUUAAGUACCUUCGAUUUCCUUUUAGAAAAAGUGCUAUCAUUGUAAGCUUGAACAUAAUUUCUCGUAGAAAAGUUGUCCACAGAAAAAAAAUAAUUGUAAUAUUUUACUGAUAUAUUUCGUACAUUUUCUCGUUUUUCCUCUUUUUCUUUCGGUUUUUCACAUUUGAUGAGAAUAAUCUUGAGAAAAUUGAAAAAGUAUCCCCUCAGUUGGAUUUCCUUUUAGAAACACUGCUAUUAUAAAUUGAAUAGAUAUUUCUGUUAGAAAAGUUGUGCACAGAAAAAAAAAAAAUAUAAAUUUAAUAAAUAAACAUCUUGUAAAAACCAUAAGCUUCUUUGCUUCACCCAGAAUCUAAAACACUACAUUGCACUCAUUUUUAUUUUUUGAAAACAAAUGUAUUUAUUUUUUCCCUGUUAUCUACACGACGUGGUUAUGCAAAUAGAUUUUUAGAAUUCAGGUUUGAACUCACGACCACAGAUACGUAUCAACCCUAGAAUACGACAGACUUACUAUAAAAUAGACAAUAUUGAGUUAUUCAAUAUAACGUCUAAAAUUUGUGUUUAAUAUCAGAAUUUCAUAAAGCUGUUAUUUAGAAACUUUAGCAGUUAAACUAUUGCGGGCGUAUUUUCAAACUCAGAGUCAGGUAUAAGUUGAAAAAACACGAUCAUUUUAUAAGUUUAUUUAUUUUAGUUUAAAAUAUUCUAACAUUUAAUUAAAUAACAAGUCUAACUAGCAUAAAGAUUUUUGCAGAUAAGACUCAUCUGAAAAGACGUUCUCAGCGGCCGAUAUAUAUACCCUAGACCUCCCAGCUAGAUAUGCUUAGUCCGCGCUUUUCGACAACAUCAUGUUAUUGCAUAGUCGAGUGUUAACUUCGUACAUUGUCCCGUGCAUACGGGUCUUAAAAGAAUACGCGCAUAGGUAUUUUAUUAUAUAGGUCAGGGAUGACUAACCCACGGUUAACCAUCCCUGUAAUAAAAACAAUAAUAAUUAAUUCUGUUUGUUUUAAUUAAUUUAUAUGCUAAAACUUUUUUUAUUUUGUCUGAAUCUUUUAUAUAAAUUGUAUAAUUUAGUAUGCGGCCCGUGAGAUUAUAAUGCAUUUCCAAAGUGGCCCGCAAGAUCGUUUGGGUUGGUCACACCUGAUAUAGAGUAAUUAUAUAUAUAUUUUAUUGAUUUAUCUAUUCUGCUAAAAUAGUUCACUCACGGUCGUUCGCAUUACGCUGUGGUUUCUUUGUACUUUAUUCGAGGGCCAUUCUGCAAUACUCAAAACUCGUCUAGGUAAUAGGUAGAUUUAAAGAUCCGGUCUGGUUGGGUAAAUGUAGAUUUGGCAUGUAAGAUAUUUAUACCUGUCUAAUUUGACCCGAGGUAUAAACCAUAUAGUUAUUAUUGUAUUACAGGCCUAUACCAUAUGCUAUAUUAUAUUAUAUAUGUUGGGAAAACGAGACGAUGCCCAUAACAUCUCCCCACUAAAAAAAAGGUUUAUGUCUUUCUAAAAAGACAGAAAUCUUUCACUAUCUUUUGAGCACCUUUUUCAAAUUUUAAAUUGCAUUAAUAAGAUAACAUAUUUGGUUAAAUUAUCGCUUAGUCGAUAUACAUCAUUAUUAUUUUUGUUAAUUCAUAAAUGAAAGUAUUACAAGUUCAUUACAUAUUAAUUUCCAUAGCUUAUUCAAAUAAUUCAAAUAAUGUAUUAUUAUUCGCGUGAUACAUCCUGUGUGAAAUUCUGAAGUAUCACAAACACCUCCUCUAAAAAUCUUCUAACCCUUGUACAGGGUAUUAAAAAUUGACUCGUGGCUCUUUAUUCUCUCAAGUAAUCGAUCAUAUUCCCGUGUAACUCGUGUUAAGGAUAGGGGUUCUCCAUUUCUAAAUUUGCCUGAACUAUGUGUUUUCCUAAACAUCCUAAUGUAAUAUUAUAUGCUAAGAUUCUUACCCCAUGUCUAUUACUAGUAUCUUACUAGUUCUAUUAGUUUCACGAGAAAUUCGAAAUCCCUUCUAGUACCCUUCAAUAUUUUUUGUUGAAUUUUUUAUCUAGUUGGUGACCAAAGUAGUCAUUUUUUGAUUUCCUUUAUAUAUUUUUUAGUAAUUGAGAAAAACCGGAAAAAAUGCACAAAGUAUAGGGAAACAUAUGAAAAUAAUUCUUUUGUUCUUUUAAUGCAAUUUCUUUUAUAAUAUUUAUGAAGACUUAAAAUGUUGACAGAAAACUUAUUUUUACUUGUUCUAGACGUCAUAAUAAAACUUUUAAAAUAUUUGAGCUAUAUUUUAAUUUUACGAGUUUUUUACGUAAUUUUUGUCUAGUAGACACUCUGAGAUAAGCUGUUAGACUUAACAGAAAUGCUUGACAAUUUUAUAGGACUUUCAUUAUAAGUUAAACAUAGUGGUAAAAAAAAGAAUUUAGUUUAAUAAAGUAUUUUUUUUUUUUAUAGAAGAUAUAAAAUCAAAUUUUGACGUCAAUCAUAAAUAUUACAGCCUUUCAAACUAUGUAUUAUGGAACUUCGCUCCGAAUCGUUUUGCGUUAUCAAUGGUUUAUCGUUUAUAACAGGUAAAUAAUUUAGUUGGUUAAAAGGGAAGUCGUUUUUUUAGUUUUUUGUUUUGUAGUUUUUUUAAUAAUUGAGCAAAACCGAAAAAAAUGCAUAUAGUGCAUUCUGAUGUUCUAUUAUCGGAC